CAUAGUCAUGGUGAUGACCAGAAGCCGCUUGCCAACAAAGAACAGCACACUUCGAAUAAACUUUGAUGCAAGAUAUUACGUUAUCCCUUUUCUUUCCUUUUUGAACAGGGCUAAACAUAUAUGUAGUAUGAGAUGACAGGUCAUAAUGAUGGGCUUCGCCUCCUGUUGAUCACGCAUCACAGCCUGAGGGCAUAUAAUAGUCUGUCUUCCUUGAUGCGACAAGUCAUCAAAGUGUACUUUCAGUUCUGGGCGUCAGCGCGCCCGUCUGUGAUUCACCAUGUCCAUACACGGCACGAACGCUAUAUCUCAGCAUCCGAUACUUGGCUCUGAUACGGGCUUGUUUUUCUCUUUAUGGACAGGUCAAAAUUUGCACCUCUGUGGAAACCUGUCCAUCAUUGCGGAUUACUUUCUUACAUUGACGGUCGCUGUAUUUUGUCAAGCUGUUGUGACAUUACGAGUGUGGCAUCUGUUCCUCCAUAGUUGCUUCAUUAGAUGGCUAGCGGUCACUGUUUUCAUCAUUUGCGCGGUAGGAGCUGUCAUAGUUACCAGCGUCGAGUUUGAUGCCAUGAAGAGAGCCCUGUGUGCAUCGUCGAUCGCUGAGAUCUUCACGCAGGGCCCUCUAUCUAUGUCGACUGUCUACCUGCCAGCCCUGGUCAUCCAUACGGUCAUGCUCUUACUGACGAUGUAUCGCUUUCGCAUCAGCCCAAAAUCAUUGCAACAACGUGGCAUUAUGCACCGAUUCGUCAAAGAAGGGAUAUUUAUGUAUACCUUUGCGGCCGGAUCGCUACUGUACGAAAUUAUCUGUCUUUCUAUGACUGAACCAAAGGACAUAUCUAUAUAUUAUCCAUCUUUGAUAGGAGGAAUAGCAAUAUCAACUACAACCGUCUCCGUCUGUCGCGCAAUGCUAAGCAUCAAGUCAUUCACCGUAACAUAUCAUGUCGAUCCGGCAUGGUUGCUCAACCACGCAGAACUCAGUCGUGUUCAAUGGAGGAGAGGAGCCAGUGAAGGGGAAAUCUUUGUUGAAUCGAGCGACAUGGAGGCAGAUCCCCCUUCCAAAUUCCUGGAGGUAUCUACCAGGAGAACAGAAGGCGAAGGAGUUGCGUAAAAAUUCAAUUUAACUUGUAUGUUUUGAACAU
Molecule: messenger RNA, 1136 nt
Organism: Suillus fuscotomentosus
Lineage: Eukaryota; Fungi; Basidiomycota; Agaricomycetes; Boletales; Suillaceae
Exons: 11
Coding region: 278-1105 (275 amino acids)
Source: RefSeq, a predicted model, not a curated record